CGUUCAGUAUCCACUUAGAUCCUGCAUAAAGAAAUACGAGUAGGUAUAUGCAAUGUCGGUUCGAGCGGGGAUAUAGUUAGAAGUUCGAGUAAUUAUCAUAAUUAUAAUUAUGAAACUUGUAGAUUGCUGUGUUGAGUACUAUGUUUUCACUUUGAUAGUUGUCAGUGUUCUGUGCCAGGAUAAAGUCCGGAUAAACUUCGAUAUAGGUAAAGACAAUGAAAUAGAUGGAAUUUCAGAAGAAACUACCACAGCAAAAUUCAAAAAAACUACAUCGACAACAAUCAUUCCAAAAACCGAAAAAAGAAUAUCUACAACUGAAAGGCCUAGUCUCGUUUGUCCAGGAAAACAUGUUAUACGGCCAUUUUUCGCUCUACCCUGCUCGACUACCAAAGACUGCGGUAUUUUCGGAAAACAUAUGGUUUGUUGUGAGAAAAGGUGUAUAGAAGGAGUGGAACCACCCAAACCUGAUCCAAAACAUUCUCCUACCCUUUUUGGACUAGUCGAGCAGGUAUGUCCAUCAGAACCUGUUCCUGAAAUUUGGGAGAUCAAGGAGUGUUCAACGGAUGAAGACUGUGCACCUAGAAUAUGUUGCCCUGAAGUUUUAAGAAAUGGACAGAAUAAGAGUUAUUGCAGAACAGCACAGCCACUAUGGGAAAAAUUACCAGCUGUCAAUCAGUUUGUAGAUCCUAUUCGCACUCUAGUCAGUUACAUGCAAUGUACUCCUCCACCUCCACCACUCUUGGACCUAUUUCCAGUGCCAUGUCAAACGCCUUUGGAUUGUUUCCCAAAUUUAUGCUGCCAAGAGCGAGGAAGGAGGUUUUGUCGUCCACCGAAAAAGUCGAUACUAGCCCUGAUUGCUGGUAUUGGUCAGAGAAUAAUUCCAAAUGAGGCCGCAAGAGACUUCAUCAAGAGGAUAUCUAAGUGAUGUCAGAUUCAAAAUUGUUUUCGAAAUGAUCCAAAAAGAAGAUUACCAACUUUAUUGCCACCGAUAAGCCACUGAUAAAAAUAAAAAUAUUCAUUAAAACUUU
Messenger RNA from Leptinotarsa decemlineata (Colorado potato beetle), 1028 nucleotides. RefSeq lists its product as uncharacterized. Lineage: Eukaryota; Metazoa; Arthropoda; Insecta; Coleoptera; Chrysomelidae. The record is from RefSeq and is a predicted model, not a curated record.